AUGGUAUCCGCACUCGAUGACUACACGGUCGCAUGGAUAUGCGCCUUGCCGCUGGAAAUGGCUGCAGCAAAGGCCAUGCUGGAUGAAGUCCACCCUUUCCUGCGCCAGCCAAAAGCAGAUCACAGCGUCUACACACUUGGGAGUAUUAAUGGCCAUAAUGUAGUAGUGGCCUGCCUACCGUCCGGUGUUUACGGGACCACAUCUGCCGCAACGGUGCUUGCUUAUAUGCUACUGACAUUUUCGUCUCUUCGAUUUGGGCUAAUGGUGGGGAUUGGAGGCGGCGUACCUAGCCCAAAAGCUGAUAUCCGUCUCGGCGAUGUUGUAGUCAGCAUGCCAACUGCGACUUCUGGAGGCAUAAUCCAGUAUGACUAUGGAAAGACGCUACGUGAUAGACGCUUCGAGCGCACUGGGUCACUUAACAAGCCUCCUCAGUUUCUGCUGACCGCAGUCUCUCAAAUACGCAGUGAUUAUAUAAUUAAAGGCUCUCCUAUUGAAGGUAUUAUUUCAAAUAAACUGCAGAAACACCAAAAAAUGCGAGAACAAUUUUCACGGCCUUAUCAAGAUUUGCUUUUUAACUCAACCUACAAUCAUCAGAGCACAAACUCCGAUUGUUCAUCAUGUGAUCUGACCCAGUUGAUAAUCCGUGCGCCUCGAACAACCACAGAACCCCAUAUUCAUUAUGGAUUAAUUGCAUCGGGGAACCAGGUUAUGAAAGAUGCCGAUACACGAGACUCCAUCGCCCAAGAGAUGGGCAUUCUCUGCUUUGAGAUGGAGGCUGCUGGGCUCAUGGACCAACUUCCAUGCCUUGUUAUCCGAGGAAUUUGUGACUAUUGUGACACACACAAACAUAAACAAUGGCAAGGAUACGCAGCCCUUGUUGCCGCUGCUUAUACAAGGACUCUCCUCACAGUUAUUCCUAUACUUGAGAGGCGGGCUGAUCUGAAAAAACAAAGGCCUCAAGCAAGCCACUGGAAGGUCCCCUUUGGGAAGAACUUACGAUUCGUGGGCCGUGAAGAUGAAGUUACUGCAAUUGAACGAUUAAUCCUGCAAAAUGGCGGGCCUUCCAGAAUCGCUAUUUGUGGACUUGGUGGGAUUGGAAAGACUCAGAUAGCGCUUGAAGUGGCUUACCGCAUGCGAGACAGAUAUCCCCAAUACUCGAUUUUCUGGAUCCCUUGUACCAGCCAUGAGAGUGUUGAACAAGCAUAUAUGGAUAUCGCUGAUGUAGUAGGAUUCCAAGGUAUAAAGCCAGCUGAGGUGAAGGACCAAAUCAAGGCUUAUUUUUGUCAAAAGAGUGCUGGGAAAUGGCUUCUUAUUUUUGACAAUGCUGAUGAUAUGGAGAUGUGGGUCAAAGGCAGCUCCACUGCCUUAGCACUGAGCAACUUUCUUCCUCAAAGUGACCAAGGUCAUAUUCUAUUUACCACUCGCAAUCAGAAGUUAGCUGUGAGACUGGCAUCUUCCAUUAACCAGAAUACUGCUACAACGCUUGUUGAACAACUUUCCUAUCUCCCGCUGGCAAUCACCCAGGCUGCAGCUUAUAUUAAUGAGAAUGAUAUUAGAGCCUCUGACUAUAUAGAGCUUCUACAAGAGCAGGAGCCAGAUAUUGUGGAGCUCUUGAGUGAGGAUUUUGAAGAUGAAGGGCGAUAUCCUGAUAUCCAAAAUCCCGUGGCCACUACUUGGCUGAUAUCAUUCCAACAGAUCCAGCGCUUGAACCAACAUUUUCCGGAUGAUGACCAUGCGAAUCGAAAAAUAUGGCGAGCAUAUCUACCUCAUGCCCUAGCAAUAAUAGGAGAAGUCGACUUUCAGAAAGCGCAAGAGAAAUACAUCAGUCUGACUCAGAAGGUCGGAAAGUGCCUAUAUAGUGAUGGGAGAUACAAUGAAGCAGUUGAGUUAUUUAGCAACAUCAUACGCGUGCAAAAAGAGAAACACCGUGACACCAGCGCCUCGACUCUAACUAGCAUAGCCUGGGUUGCAUCAGCAUAUAGGAACCUGGGACGUUGGAAGGAAGCUGAAGAGCUAGGAAUGCAGGUAUUAGAGGUUCGCAAAUGGGUGUUCGGGCCAGAGCAUCCCGACACUCUGGCCAGCAUGGCCUGCCUAGCAUCCACAUACAGAAACCAGGGACGAUGGAAAGAAGCAGAAGAGUUGGAGGUGCAGGUAAUAGAGAUUCAAAAACAGGUGCUUGGACCAAAACACCCCAACACACUGAUUAGCCUAGGAAACUUGGCAUCGAUAUACAUGGACCAAGGACGAUGGAAGGAAGCAGAAGAGCUGGAGGUGCAGGUAAUAGAGAUUCAAAAACAGGUGCUUGGGCCAGAACACCCCAAUACACUGAUUAGCAUGCAUUACCUAGCAUCAACAUACAGGAAUCAGGGGCAAUGGAAGAAAGCAGAAGAGCUGGGAGUGCAGGUAAUAAAGAUAUGUGAACUAGUGCUGGGACCAGACCAUCCCGACACUCUAACCAGCAUGGACAACCUGGUAUCAACAUACAGAAGCCAGGGACGAUGGAAGGAAGCAGAAGAGCUAGGUAUACAGGUAAUAAAGAUCCGCAAACAGAUACUAGGGCCAGACCAUCCCUACACACUAAACAGCAUGGGUAACCUGGCUUCGACAUACAUAAGCCAAGGACGAUGGAAAGAAGCAGAAGAGCUGGAGGUGCAGGUAAUAAAGAUUCAAAACCAGGUACAGGGACCAAAGCACCCCAACACUUUAAUUAGCGUGCACAACCUAGCGUCGAUAUACAGGAAUCAGGGACGAUGGAAAGAAGCAGGAGAGCUUGGAGUACAGGUAACGAAGAUCUAUAAACAAGUGCUGGGACCGGAACACCCCAACACUCUAACCAGCAUGGACAACCUGGUAUUCAUAUAUUCGAAUCAGGGACGAUGGAAAGAAGCAGAAGAGCUGGGAGCGCACAUAAUAAAGGUCUGCAAAAAGGUGCUGGGUCCUGAGCAUCCUGACACUCUAGCUAGCAUCGACAACCUGGUAUUAAUAUAUAAAGACCAGAGACGAUGGAAGGAGGCAGAAGAACUAGGAGUGCAGGUAUUAGAGGUUCGCAAACAGGUGUUCGAGUCGGAGCACCCCGACACUCUGGUCAGCAUGGCCAGCUUGGCAUCCACAUACAGAAACCAGGGAAGAUGGAAGGAAGCAGAAGAGCUGGGAGUACAGCUAAUAAAGAUCUGUGAACUGGUACUGGGACCAGAGCAUCCCGACACUCUAACUAGCAUGGCCAACCUGGCAUUGACAUACUCAAAUCAGGGACAAUGGGCGCAAGCAGAAGAGCUGCAGACUAAGGAACUAAAGCUUUGUUUAAAGUCCCUGGGGCCACUGCAUCCCAAUACUCUAACCAGCAGAGCCAACCUUGCGUUAAUAUACAGUAACCAGGGGCAAUGGAAGAAAGCAGAAAUGCUAGGGGUACAGAUAAUAGAAACCUGUAAUCAGGUUCUAGGGCCCGAGAGCCCCGACACUUUAACUAUUAUGUGUAACUUAGCAUCGACAUACAUGGACCAGGGGCGAUGGAAAGAAGCACAAGAAUUAGAGAUGCAGGUACUAAAGAUCCGCAAACAAGUGCUGGGGCUGGAGCACCCAAACACUCUACUCAGCAUGCACAAUCUGGCAUUUAUAUACAGGAAUCAGGAACAAUGGAAGGAAGCAGAAGAGCUGGGAGUACAGGUAAUAAAGGCCUGUAAACUAGUGUUAGGCCCAGAGCAUCCCGAUACUCUAACUAGCAUGGCCAACCUGGCAUUGACAUACUCAAAUCAGGGACAAUGGGUGCAAGCAGAAGAGCUGCAGACUAAGGAACUAAAGCUUUGUUUAAAGUCCCUGGGACCACGGCACCCCAAUACUCUAACCAGCAUAGCCAACCUAGCAUCAAUAUACAGUAACCAGGGACAAUGGAAGAAGGCAGAAGAGCUAGGAAUACAGGUAAUAAGAAACCGCCAACAGGUGCUAGGGCCUGAGAAUCCCUACACUCUGACCAGCAUGGGUAACUUAGCGUCGAUAUACAUGCACCAGGGACGAUGGAAGGAAGCGGAAGAGUUGGAGGUGCAGGUAAUGAGGACGAGCAAGCAAGUGCUGGGGCUACAGCAUCCUGACACUCUGUCUAGUAUGAACAACCUUGCCUGUUGCUGGAAAUUUCUUGGCAAGAUGCAAGAUGCCUUUGCUUUAAUGGAACAAUGCCUUGAAUUCCGCAAUAACAUUCUGGGCCCUAAUCAUCCACAUACUAUAUCCUCCUCAUGUUCUCUCAGCGAUUGGAAAAACGUGCUCAAUGCAUUACCGACUAGACACCCAGAAGCAAUUGCUGCAGCUGAUAAUGAUCAACUAUCUCAGAAGGUUUUGGAAGAGCCUAACCCUAGGCAGCUCAGUGAAGAACACAACGCCGACCCACCUCAAAGACUAAAAGUAUCUGCUACUACCAAACCGUGUCUUACAAAUCACCCCCUUCUUAUCAACCUCAUAAGGGCUUCGCAUGUGUCCCCAUGUCACGAUUUACAGGAAGUUGAUUAA
Messenger RNA from Aspergillus tanneri, 4497 nucleotides. RefSeq lists its product as uncharacterized. The record is from RefSeq and is a predicted model, not a curated record. Gene Ontology annotation, cellular component: kinesin complex. Gene Ontology annotation, biological process: nucleoside metabolic process. The transcript has 3 exons. Gene Ontology annotation, molecular function: protein binding; ADP binding; catalytic activity. NCBI's taxonomy places the organism in Eukaryota, Fungi, Ascomycota, Eurotiomycetes, Eurotiales, Aspergillaceae. Bases 1 to 4497 code for a protein of 1498 amino acids.